This is a messenger RNA of Odontomachus brunneus, 1215 nucleotides long. RefSeq names its product perilipin-1-like. NCBI's taxonomy places the organism in Eukaryota, Metazoa, Arthropoda, Insecta, Hymenoptera, Formicidae. The transcript has 3 exons. Gene Ontology annotation, biological process: positive regulation of triglyceride storage; lipid storage. The record is from RefSeq and is a predicted model, not a curated record. The coding region runs from base 242 to 826 and encodes 194 amino acids. Gene Ontology annotation, cellular component: cytosol; lipid droplet.
GUAUCUCGCGCGCGGUCGCCGCGCACGAAUAUGACGUGUGGUCGAUGAGAGGUAUGCACGGAAGGCGUAUAGACCGGCGACCUACGUCGGCCAACCUCGACCGACCUGACGUGAAGUGCCAAGGUAAAAGGGACAGUGCGCGUCGACGGGUUAAAUUUAGGAGCCGACGCGGGAACCUCGACCUCUCGGCCGAGUCGUCCUUUGUAAUCGCGAGUUUCCGUCUCUGUGCGCGGCAAGAGCGAUGACGACCUCCGAGACGUCGCAUGACAUCAGCAAGCAACCGUCGGCUAUCGUGCGCAUCGCAUAUCAUCAAUUGAGUAUUAUGUGCGGCACAUACGAGUCCCCCAGACCGACGGCUGACGCCGACACGAACACGCACGAUGGUGUGCACAUGGUGUGCACGCGACGUCUGAUGGAUCUGCCGUUGCUCGCCGCAGUGACUGCGGCCCUUCGCAACGCUUACGCGGUCACAAAGGGCUCGCAUGAGGCGGUUGCGACGAUAUUCGGACACGCUGAGGACGGUGUGCGCGCCAGCCUGCAGUUCGCCAGCCCCGUCACCGACCGCGUCACCGACGCUUUGGAGACGCCGCUCAAAGCCGUGGAUGAUGCCGUCUGCGUCGGCCUGGACUACGUUGAAGAAAAGCUGCCCUCCGUGAAGCUGCCGGCCAGUCAGAUCUACGCAAACGUGAGAGAUUGCGUAAGGAGUAUUUUCUCGUCGGCACUAGAGACCCUCAGGCUUCUAUUCAGCGGGCCGAAGAACCAAAUAGAGGGAUCGCCGGCCGUGAGUGAGGACGCACAAAAGGAGAGUCGCAGGGUGUCGAGUUGAAUAGAGCGAGUGUAAGGAAUAAUUUGUACUUUAGCAAAUUUUCAUUUGUGCGAAAUACACAUAUAUUGCGAGAUCGUUCAUGACCCUUCGACGGCGGAUUCCGCGCGACGGGUAUUAGAUAGCGAGGAGAACAGGUAUCGAGAGUGUACCCGAGUGCCGCGCUGUAAAAAAAAAUGUAUACGAUCACACGAUGGUGUAUCUGUCCCUGCGACUAGUGACAAUUUGUUACAUAUAGACACAAACACACUUUCACUCUUGUCGCGGAAUUAACGACGAACGAAUGAGCCACCUUAGUAAUAGCUUCGACGUUUGACAGCGAGACACAUACUUCUGUACAAUAACUGUUUAGUGUUGUUCCUGCAAAUAAAUCCUGCGUUUAUGUUUUCCGA